AACGCCGAAACCUGUGGCAUCAACAAAGGCCAGCUUUCGCAACAAUUAAUACUGCUCACUGACAUCUCCUUACUGGGCCGUUUUGACGUUAUAUUUGACCACUGUUACAAACGUUUCUCGCACACAUUCUCUAAUUCUAGUUGUGCGAUACUUCUCUAAUUCGCAUCCUGUUUACUUUAGUUUUAAUAGGUAGCAGCCUUGGUGCCCUCGUGCAUUGUGGAGACUUUCUUCUGCAGCGCUGCGUGGUGCCUUGCCAACAGGCAUGGCAGAUGGACCAGUGUUCGCUUCGUAUAUGGAAGCGCAUUUAGCGGGGAAAGCAAGUGCCCCAGGUGAAGCUGGCUCCCGUGCAUCAACAGAAGCCUAUGCCUAUGGACCAGCCGGCUCUGCACAGCGCCUUCGGGAACCAAGGAAUUACGUCGUAGGGGAUCCACUGCCUGCCAAGCCCAUCAGUGUCCUUCACAGACCAGUAAAACAACCUAGCGCAAAGAACGCGGAAAACAUUGAUACCCAACACGAGCGUGAUAAGGCGGCCUUUGAGCGACGAGCCAGCGGUUACCGAAGGCUCGCUAAGAACGGCUACCACCACCAUGCGCCGCCUGGAAGUAUCCUAACAACCUUCGAGCGGGGACACAUCGUGGAUAGGGGCCGGGGCAAGAGUGCCGUACAGGAGGCACGUGGCGUGUACGACCCCGUCUGUCACAGCUACCGCGUGGCUCCCGCGUCCACCGAUGCAGCCGCCUCAGAGCGGCCAUGCAGCGCCCCACACAGGAGAGCGGAGGGCUCAGGGCAACAGGAGCCCCCGCAACACCGGCGAAACGGAACAGCGGCUGAGCACAAACUCUUGCAGGUCUACAUGGGGAAGUACAACCCGCUCACGCACGAGUACACCGCCUCGCCGGAGCCGGAGUACGCCAGCCGCAAGGAGAAGGAGUUUGAGCGGCAGCACGGGCUGGGACAGGGCAUGAGGCGGGUGCGGCCGUUCAAGGAGAACGACCCAAUUACGUGGGAGGACUCCAAACACUCGCGUUUCGCGUCUGCCGGGGGUGCUGCCUCUGUUGCCCCCGGCGCUGCGGAGGCAGCUGCCGCAGCACAGCAGCAGCGGCCCAGCAGCGCCCCUGGGAGGAACGCAGCCUCCCGGAAACCCAUGGCGGGAGCAAGCUGGGGCACCUACAACCCCAUCACGCACGAGUGGCAGGUGCCGCCCUCGGACCCCAAGUUCGAGAAGCAGGAGGCCCUCGUGGAGCGGCGACUGGGCGUCAGCGGCAAGAGCGCGGGGCGGACGCAGACUCCCGUGCAGCAGGGUGUGUACAACCCCAUCCUCAACACGUGGACGGUACCGCCGGCGAACCCCCGUGUGAUCGACGGGUUGUCCUUCAUGCCGGCCACGUUGUUUAGCAGGCCCACGGCGGCGACCAUCCGCAUGUGAUGCUGCUGGGUGUUGCCUGGAGUGUGCAGAGUGGGUGGUGGACCGGUGGUGCGUUGGGUGCUUUGUGCAGGACGAAUCCUGGGUUGUGGUGGUGGUGGUGGUGAUGGUGGUGAUGGUGAUGGUGGGCCUGGUGGCAAUUCCAAAGGGUUGUUUCGAAGAUAUCCUACGGCGGCGUAUUUGGGAUUUGCUCCCAUGAGAGGAUGGCUGUUGUCGUAUUCCUGGCGUUGAUGGGCGAUAUCGCCGGUAUAGGGUGUGACAGCAGCUCCACCACUGUUCAUGGGCUUGUUGUUGUAAGCAUCGGUUGCGAGCCUGGACAUAUUGUGAGAGCGUGUGUGUCGGUAACAAUGGAAGCUUCUUCUUCAGAGCGCUUGAUUUGCCUGCGUGCGUGGCUGUGUAGCCGCUACACGUGCGGGGUUAACCACCACAUUCUUGUUGUGCCUGCUGUCACCGACAAGGGUUACAGGGCAUCGCGUAUUGACCUGAGGGCCGAAAAACGUCCGAGCGGUUCCUUUUCCUCCUUCAGCCUUGGGAUAUGUCUGUCCAAAAGGAGGCUGCUACUCAAUCCCCGGAUGCCGUCAUGGACGAUGGGGUACGCACCCCAGUAUGUGUUACGGGGAGGCAACCGGUCUGUGCUGCUCGUUGCUAAGUUCUUGCAACUGCUGAUCAACUCUAGGGGUUGGUACUAAUACGGCCGGCACCCCUAAGCCACUAGACAGCAAUGUAGAGCAUUCAUGUAUGCGCACUGCUUGACGUGUGUGUGUUUUGGCGCGCAAGGCGCUAUUAGGCAUAGCUCUGUAGGAACGAUGUUAGGGGUGUUCUUGGACUUCUGUGAACUGUGCUGUUGCGAUUGUUGAGUACCGGUUGAGUACCUUAGGCAAGGACUUGUGGGAUCUUCAUGCUUUUCAUAUCCGGUUUACUUCAUGUUUCGGCUGCACUCCCCGCAGGGGCAUAUGCAUGUAUCCUUGAGCGAUGCCACAUGUACAAAGCCCGUCAAUGCGGGUUCGGCGUUUGGGGGGAGGGGCACUCCUGGACUGGCAACAUGGCCAUGGCUAAAACACACAAG
This is a messenger RNA of Astrephomene gubernaculifera, 2489 nucleotides long. NCBI's taxonomy places the organism in Eukaryota, Viridiplantae, Chlorophyta, Chlorophyceae, Chlamydomonadales, Astrephomenaceae. The record is from the annotation of a GenBank genome assembly.